Molecule: messenger RNA, 3169 nt
Organism: Polypterus senegalus (gray bichir)
Lineage: Eukaryota; Metazoa; Chordata; Cladistia; Polypteriformes; Polypteridae
Gene: rhpn1
Product: rhophilin, Rho GTPase binding protein 1
Exons: 15
Coding region: 468-2516 (682 amino acids)
Biological process (GO): negative regulation of stress fiber assembly; signal transduction
Molecular function (GO): protein binding
Source: RefSeq, a predicted model, not a curated record
CACCAAGCCGUCUGCCAGCCAGGUAGUAGUACCAGCGCUCGACUGUCAGCUUCGGGAGAGUGGCGAAGCACAGGAGACCUAGAGCCGCGUGAAAUUAAUAAAUUACUGUAAAACCAUAUGAAAGCGGGGACACCAGGACAACUACGAGCUUAUUCAAUUGGCCCUCGACGACGGCAUCGAUACGCCGGAUCGCUCCGUAGAAUCGCUUACACGCAGGAGCUUUCUUGAGUUUGGAAAACUUGACCCUUCCAAGCAUGCUUGUGAUCUAAUGUAAAUUCAAACGAAGAAGGUGCUUUAUUAUUAUCAGAGUAUCGGAGUGUCCCUGUAUUCAUUGCUGGUAAAUACAAUUUAAGGACAAAGGCAUCAUAAUUAGAAAACCUAUUGAGCCGCUUCAUUUCUUCAGUUUCACUUGUUGAUUUCGAAUGGAGGAAAGCUGAAAUCGGGGCUAGUGCGUUACAGUCUUCGAGAUGUCCGAGCCGGAGGAAGACGAAGCAGUGCUGAGGCCCCCGGGGGAUCAGAACGGAAACCAAGGUGGCAGCUUCAGAAAGGGAAGUGAUCCGCUGUCCCAGACACAGCGCAGUAAAUUGCAGCACCGCAGAGCUCGGAUUAACCAGCAGAUCAACAAGGAGAUGAGGAUGAGAGCCGGGGCAGAGAAUCUCUUUCGAGCUACUAAUAAUCAUAAAGUAAAGGAAACGGUAGCCCUGGAGCUUAGCUUUGUCAAUUCCAACCUACAACUGCUAAAGGAAGAGUUGGAGGAACUGAAUAGCUCAGUGGAAGUGUACCAGACUGACAGUGAGUCGAUUAGUGUUCCGAUGAUUCCAUUGGGGCUUAAAGAGACUAAAGAAGUGGACUUGACGACUGCACUCAAGGAUUAUAUCUGUGAGCAUUAUGGAGAAGAAGGCUCUCUCUAUGACAAUGAGAUUGCUGAGCUGAUGGAUCUCAGACAGGCAAUGCGCACACCUAGUCGCAAUGAAGCAGGUUUGGAUUUGCUAAUGGAGUAUUACAAUCAGCUUUAUUUUCUUGAUAAUCGGUUCAUCCCUCCGAAUAAGAACCUGGGUGUCUACUUUCACUGGUAUGACUCGUUGACAGGAGUGCCAUCUUGCCAGCGUGCACUUGCAUUUGAGAAGGGCAGUGUGUUAUUCAACAUUGGUGCACUAUUCACACAGAUUGGUGCCCGUCAGGAUCGUGCAAAUGCUCAAGGUAUCGAGAAUGCCAUAGAUGCCUUUCAGAAGGCAGCAGGUGCCUUUAACUAUUUGAAAGAGAACUUUUCCAAUGCACCCAGUCUGGACAUGAGUGUACCCUCGCUGAACAUGCUGGUGCGUCUGAUGAUCGCUCAAGUUCAGGAAUGUGUCUUUGAGAAGGUGGUGCUUCUGCUAUUGUCUGAUAAUUUCUUAGCAUAUUUGAAAGUGGCACAGGAAGCUGCAAGGGUAGCAGAUGUAUAUUCCCUGGUGUAUCAAACAAUGACACAACCUCCAGUAAAAGAUUAUGUUCCAUUUUCCUGGGUGACAAUGGUCCAAGUCAAGUCUGAACAUUUCAAAGCACUUUCUCACUACUAUGCAGCUGUGGCAUUUUGUGACAGUGAGGUUCAGGAUGUUGACAAUAUGCACGAAAUUGAGAAAGCACUGAUCCAGUUUCACAUCACAAUGCCAGAGGGACCAUCACUCAGUGUUGUGAUACAAGAUUUGGAGGAAAGACGCAAACUUGGUAAGGCUCAUUUGAAGAAAGCCAUCAUCAAACAUGAGGAGGCCAUGCGAAUACACAGCCUUUGCAAGACCUUGCGUAAGAUAGACAUCCUGCAGGAAGUGUUGUCAUUCACACACAAGCGCUCUCUCAACAAAUAUUCUGAAAUUGACCAUGAAGAUGACUUCUUUGAGACUGGAGAGGCACCAGACAUUCACCCUAAAACCCAGCAAAAGCCAGAGAUAAAGACUCCAAACUUCUCUCGGGUUAAAGUAACUGACAUUUUCCACAGACUGGGUCCUCUGUCAGUGUUUUCAGCAAAGAAUAAGUGGAGUCCACCACGCAAGAUGCGCCUAGUAAAAGGAGAAGGAGGUUUUGGCUUCACAUUGCGUGGAGAUUCGCCAAUUCUUAUUGCUGGAGUUGUUCCAAAUGGCUCUGCAGCGAAUGCUGGUCUACGAGAAGGAGAUUAUAUCAUUUCCAUAAACGGCCAGGACUGUAAAUGGUCAAAACAUGCAGAAGUUGUUCAGAUGCUGAAAGGCAUUUCAGAGGAAGGCGUUGACAUCAGUGUGAUAACAGUCCAUAUGCUGGACCAGCAGAGUCAGAUGGACAGAAAAUCAAUAUUGUUAACAUCCACUGGUUCCCUGAGCAGCGACAAGGAAAACAUCCGCUGCCAUGGCCUCUCCAACACAACCAUCAACACAAGUUCAUUGUUACCCUGGAAUAAAAAGAAAACCAACGGAAGAAGUAAAAAGACUACAGACAGCAACAGCAAGAGGAGCAGCAGUGCCUUCAAUUUGCCUUUUGCCACCUUCCGAGAAAGUGAGGCCAUGUAUUGAGGGACCAGACAGUAAGAAGACGACUGCCGCGACAAGCGUUUUGUCUGUCUGACAGUCAGCAGCAGCUAUGGGACAGAUAACAGUGGACUGUAGGGACCUGCCAAACUUGUAUGCUGCAGUAACUUAGAAAUGGUGCCUGAGAGUUGGCUUGCCAUGCAAAACCACACAUUCUUGCUCAAUGAGUGUUUGUGUUGUACGAUGUGUGCUAUUUUGCUGCUGCUUAAGUUUCAAGUUGAUUGUUGCAGCUAAUCGCCUUUCUCUAGUGGUGAACCAGCUUAGAUACAAACCUAUACAUAGACGUGCUCUAUACACGUGUAUGAACCUCACAAAAAGGGAUAAAAAGAUGCAGUCGCUUCUCCUUUGUGCAACAUUUAAUACUGAAUGACUACAUAACACAGAUAAUGGGAAGACUGCAUAAGCGAAGGCCUCUAAAGUGUUGGCAAACCUGUAUUGGCUUUCUGUUUAAAAAUGAAGAAUGUUCAGAAGACCUGAAGAUGCUUUGCUCGCAGAUGGUCUUUCUACAAAACUAACUAUUGUAUCUUAAUAUUAACUUGUAUUAAGUUAGAAUAGUCAGUUUACAUGUUCUGUUUCUGUGAUUUUGCACUGCAGUAUUGAUGUAUUGGAUCUUUUGUGAAAGAUUUUUAAUUUAUUUA